Messenger RNA from Lactuca virosa, 4356 nucleotides. Lineage: Eukaryota; Viridiplantae; Streptophyta; Magnoliopsida; Asterales; Asteraceae. The record is from the annotation of a GenBank genome assembly.
CCGUGGAUCAUUCUUUACAAAUCAGAUUGUUUUAGAGAGAGAAACUGCAUUUUUUUAGUGAGAGAAACUACUGACAUUGUUAUGGGAGGUGGAGGCGGUUCAAUCGGAGGAGCGAUUGUGCCGUCGGUGAAGUCCGGACUGCCUGCACCGUCAUCGGAACUACCAGCUCCUGCUCCGAUUCCGCCACCACCGGUAUAUCAGCUACAUCCGCCGCAAGUUCCGGCGUCUGAUCGCGCGGUGGUGGAGGCGGAGGUUAGGGAGGAUGAUCGAGAGGCGGCGGAGACGGAUAAAGAUUUGCUGUGUCCGAUAUGCAUGCAGAUAAUCAAGGAUGCCUUUUUGACAUCAUGUGGUCAUAGUUUCUGUUACUUGUGCAUUGUGACGCAUCUUCAGAACAAGAGCGACUGUCCUUCUUGCGCAAGUUAUCUCACCACUAAUCAAAUUUUUCCUAAUUUUUUGCUUAAUAAGCUAUUAAUCAAAGCUUCAGCACAUCAUAUAGCAAAACAUGCUUCUCCUACUGAACAGCUUCGUCAAGCACUUCAACAGGGAUGUGAUGUGUCUGUGAAGGAGGUGGACAUCCUCUUGGUUCUUCUUGCUGAGAAGAAAAGAAAAAUGGAGCAAGAAGAAGCCGAGACAAAUCUGCAAAUUAUGCGUGAAUUUUUGCAUUGCUUACGAAAGCAAAAGCUUGAAGAGCUAAACGAGAUACAAAAUGAUCUUCAGUACAUUAAAGAAGACAUAAAUGCUGUGGAGAGACAAAGAGUAGAGCUGUAUAGAGCAAGAGAAAGAUACUCGGUAAAACUAAGGAUGCUUUCUGAUGAUCCUAAUGUAAGAUCAUCAUGGCCUUCAUUGAUCGACAAACGUAACAGCAGCAAUAUGUCUAUUGGAAACAGUGUUAGAGGAGGCCAAUUUUGGGUGGGUGGAGGUGCUUCACAAAGUAGGGCAGCUGCUGCUGCUAAUGUAGAAGCUCCUCCUAUAACCUCUCAACCACUUCAAAGAAAGGAUGCUUGCAGUGGGGCAGAUUCACAGAAUACUACUCAACCAGGAGUAGCUGUAGCACGAAAGAGGCGUGUUCAUGCACAGUUCAAUGACUUGCAAGAGUGUUACUUGCACAAACGGAGAUAUUGGGCAAAACACGGUCAGAAGCAGGAAGAAAAGGAUUCUAAUCAUGUACAAAGAGAAGGUUAUCAUCAUCAUCAUCAUCAUCCAGGACUUAAGGAUUUUCAAUCUGUGCUUUCUUCUUUUACACGAUACAGUCGGUUACGGGUUGUUGCUGAACUUAGGCAUGGGGAUCUUUUCCAUUCAGCCAAUAUCGUAUCAAGUAUAGAGUUCGAUCGAGAUGAUGAAUUUUUUGCUACUGCUGGAGUCUCACGACGUAUUAAGGUGUUCGAUUUUGCUUCUGUGGUGAAUGAACAAGAAGAUAUACAGUGUCCUAUAGUGGAAAUGCCAACGCGUUCCAAACUUAGUUGUUUGAGCUGGAAUAAGUACACUAAAAGCCAUAUAGCAAGUAGUGAUUAUGAGGGCAUUGUGACUGUAUGGGAUGUAAAUACUCGCCAGAGUAUUAUGGAGUAUGAGGAGCAUGAGAAACGAGCAUGGAGCGUUGAUUUCUCACGCACUGAUCCUACAAUGCUAGUUUCCGGAAGUGAUGACUGCAAGGUAAAGAUUUGGUGUACAAAACAAGAAGCAUCCGCUCUUAACAUUGACAUGAAAGCAAAUAUCUGUUCAGUCAAGUACAAUCCCGGAUCUAGUUUUCAUAUCGCAGUAGGCUCCGCAGAUCACCACAUCCACUACUACGACCUGAGAAACAUAAGUCAACCACUUCACGUAUUUAGUGGUCACCGAAAAGCCGUUUCGUACGUAAAAUUCGUCUCCAACACCGAGCUCGCUUCUGCCUCUACAGACAACACAUUACGCUUGUGGGACGUCAAACAAAACAUCCCGUUGAGAACGUUUAGAGGACACACAAACGAGAAGAAUUUUGUGGGGCUAACAGUGAGUAACGAUUACAUAGCGUGUGGCAGUGAGACUAAUGAAGUUUUUGUCUACCACAAGGAUAUUUCAAGGCCUGCUGCAUGGCAUAGGUUUAGUUCUGAGACAAAUGAAGGAGGGGGAGAUGAUCCAGGAUCAUAUUUCAUUAGUGCUGUGUGUUGGAAAACUGAUAGUCCAACUAUGUUAACAGCAAAUAGUCAAGGGACAAUCAAGGUUCUUGUCCUUGCUGCAUAGUGCGUAAAUAUAUAUAAAAAACAAACCGAUUAAACAUUAAACCCGAUUUUUACAGUGUUUGGGAUCAGAGUCCUGAUGCUUUAAACACAAAAACAGCUCCAACAAUGUAAUCUGUAUUGACCCAAAAAAAUAGAGAUGUUAGGAUUGAUUUCAUUAAUCAGUUGUGAUGUACUAGGGUAGAAUCAAAAGAGAAGAUACAGAUGCGUUAAACCUAAAAUGGAGGAAAUAGAAAACUAUUUAUGCCUAGGCUAAGAAAGGGAAAAUGACAUUACAAGCCAUCAUACUAUACAAAGAAACAUAUACUUCUAACACCCUUUUCUAAAACUCCAUAAUUAAUAGCUUGUGGGGUCUUGGUCCCAUCACCCAUGACUUACAUUGUAAAACAUCAACUUCACCCAUCAAAAACCAGGAAUAGCAUUUUAUCCACUGUCCAAAGACAAAAGUCCUUUUGAUCAAGAAGACAUCAGUAAAUUCAAAAAUAGUUUUCAAUGUGCAACUAUUAAGAAUAAUUGGUGGUAUUACAAUCGUCUCGUUGGUUCAACUGAAUAUGGGAUCAAAAUGAGAUAUCUUUCUUCAUGGAUUGAAAUCAGUUGAGUUGAUCCAUCAAACUUGUUGUCAUUUUCUAUUUGAAACGUAUAAAUAAUUAAAUAUUAUAUCAUUGAAAAAGCAAUAUAGUAAUUUCAUGACAAAACUGUAAACAUGGCCCCUAUGUUAUGUAUUUUUUUUGAGGUUUAGUCAAAAUCUCAACUUUUUUUGGCUUCAUGGUCCCUUUGACCUAGUUUCAUUGCGUUUUUGGUCCCUCGGAAAACUAAAAAGACUAUUAUACCCUUAGCAUAUUUAUUUUUCAUUUUUCUUUUUUUUUUCUUAAAUAUUUUAUAAUUAGAAAAUAUACAAAGGUCUCUCUCUCUCUCUCUCUGAAUACACACAUCAAUAUGAAUCUGAAGAACACUCGUUUUUGUUUUUUCUGUGGUGAUGAAUACACAAGAAUACAAAUCUCAAGAACACUUUUUCCUGAUUUCAAGAUUAAGAACAUCACAUUCACAAACCCAGAAAUCAUUCACAAACCUAUAAAUCGUUUUUUAAUGAUUUUCAAAAAAUCAUUUUUUUUCGGAUCUGAUGAACUGCCCGUCACCACCACCUGAAUCGAUUUCUGCUAUGAAACCUACACCUAAACUUGAUCUGAAUCAAUUUCUUAUCUGAAGCCUCCCCCUAUCCGUCUAUGGAUCUGAAAACCCUUCUCGGAUCUGUUCAAGCCCUAGGUGGUCACAUGAAUGUUCACACACACUUGCAGAUCCAACAUUGUAACAGAUAAGAAACACAUAAAUGCUAGCUGACAAAAGCAUAGAAGUAAUGCAUUGAUUUUGAACUGAAAUUAGAACUAUAAUCUGGAGUCGUUUUCUCAAAGAAGAGGGAAAAACAGAAGAACGAUGCUAAUCCAUCGAUUUUAAUUAUUUGAACUGAUUUCCAAGUCAACUUGAUGAAGAAAACGAAAAGCUUCUCACAGUAAGAUUUAAAGACCCAGAUUCGUACCUUCAAUUGGCGAAGAACACGGAGAGCUUCUCACCAUUUUGUUCAAGACUUCUUGGUGGGUUGUGGGUGUUUAUGGUGACUGGAACAAGGCGGUUGUGUAUGGUGCUGGUGAUUGGGAACUAUCGUUGUUACUUGAUGCGGUUUAUUGGCCUAAACUUAAGAAGAUUUACACAGGGUGCCAAUGAAAAUAUAAAAGAGGUGAAAAAAAAAAUCCACCUCAUGUGUUCGAUUUUGGUUGAAUCUGUUGAAGGGUUUUGUGAAGAAUCAAAAGUAAUGCAAAACCCUGGAAGGGUUUUUAUAUUUGCAUUAUAAAUCUGUACAGGAAUGGCCGAAUAUCAAAAGCUUAUUAUACGGAAUCCCAUUUUUUUUAGAACGAGUUGGAGGAGUAGGCAUUAUUGGUGGAGAUGAAGCAAUAAAUUGGGGUUUGUCGGGACCCAUGCUACGAGCUUCCGGAAUACAAUGGGAUCUUCGUAAAGUUGAUCAUUACGAGUGUUACGACGAAUUUGAUUGGGAAGUCCAAUUUUGGAAUAUUGAGGACGAGAUUUGAUAAUGGGUAAAAGGAAAUUAUGUAAUUGUGGAGAGAGAAACCCUAAACUAUUGAGAGACCCC